This is a messenger RNA of Lachancea nothofagi CBS 11611, 1128 nucleotides long. NCBI's taxonomy places the organism in Eukaryota, Fungi, Ascomycota, Saccharomycetes, Saccharomycetales, Saccharomycetaceae. The record is from the annotation of a GenBank genome assembly.
AUGUCAAAAGCAGUGGAAGUACGUCCUAUGACCUUCUAUCCGGAAGUCCUGGCGCGGAUAGCACCAGAUCUGUCUAUGCAGAGACAUUUGUCGCUGGGAUUGAGACCAAGCUUGAGAGCGUCAGAAGAAUUCAGAAACGUGGAGAUUAGCGACGGAAAGUUGUCCUGUGCAUCCAAAGAAACUGUAAACCGCUCCGGAAACAACAUUUUGGGUUCCAACGUGCUGAAAUGUGGUAAAACUAUGAUUGUUACUUCGAUAACUGGCGGUGUAGUCGAGGAAAACGUACCCGUUGAACAAGACGACGAAGAACCAGCACUUGAAAAUAGUGAUGCGGAUCGCGCCUCACAAUUUGGCUGUAUUUAUCCUGUUGUAGAAGUGGAAUGCGGCAGAGCAGGAGCUCCAACAGACGAAGAAAUGACUCUUUCACAAAGAAUCUACAACUGCUUUCUACACUCUGGGCUGCUCUCAAAGGAAGCUUUGAAGGUUAGCGUAGGCGUUAAGUCUACCAACGCCGAUGGGCAGGCGAGUAUACAAUAUCCAGACGAAAAGGACUCUACCGAUUUAGCGAAGAGUUUCAAACCUAGAAGAAAAUGGACAUAUGUCUUGUAUGCGAAAAUUCAAGUUUUCAGCCGAGACGGUCCGCUAUUUGAGCUCUGUUGGAAUUCACUAAUUUACGCAUUGCAGACGACACAACUGCCUCGGGCAUUUGUGGAUGAGCGUACUACGGACCUCAAAAUUCCGGUGAGUAUGAGAGGGCGUAGUGCCGCUAUCAGGGAGACUUUCGAUAUCCUAUGUGACCCCGUCAAAUUUCAGCCUUUGAAGCUUAAUGCAGAGAACAUAUCGUUUGCAUCAAACUUUGCAGUAAUUGAAUUAGAUCCGGAAGCACAAUUGCCCAAAGACGAUGACGACAUGCAAGUCGACUCCCCUACUUCUGUGCUUUUGGCCGACAUACAAGGCGAAGCAGAGGAAGCUUCCGUUUCGUCUAUUGUGUCUGUGGUCACAGGCACGGCUGGUAACAUGAAGCAUUUCAAGGCUAUUGGAGGUGAUUCUAAAAUAACUCUAGACAUGAUUAAGAAGUCGAUAAAAUUGGCUAAACUUCGGUCAUCCGAUCUAGAAGGAAAGUCUUAA